AUGGCUCCCCCAGAUGUGUUGAUGGUUGGAACGGGCGAGUAUACCACCGGCUUUGUAGGAGGCACCGCGUCUACCUCGGACAAGAAGGUGGGAGUCGUCGGCCUGACGAUGUUUGACCUUCGGAGAAGAAAUAAGGUCGGCAACCUGAGCAUGGCUGGGGUAUCAGGCUUGAAGUUUCUGUCUAUUAGAAAGCAUCUUCAGACCAACAUAUCCGAGGUGUACAAUGGGCUAUCAGUCUCGUUUGAAUCCUACCCGGCAGACGACAAGGUUGACCCAAAUGCGUACAAGACGGCCAUAGAUGCGUUAAAGCCUGGCUCAGCCAUCACGAUAUUUACCCCUGAUACAACACAUUAUGAAAUUGCGCUGUACGCUAUACGGCGUAAGAUCCACGUUCUCAUCACUAAGCCCGCUACAAAGACGCUAGAUGACCAUCUCGAGCUUUUGGCUGAGUCUCGAAAGCAUAACGUUUUCGUAUUCAUCGAGCACCAUAAGCGUUUCGACCCAGCAUACUCGGAUGCACGCAACAAGGCUCGGAAGCUGGGAGAUUUUAACUAUUUUUACAGCUAUAUGAGCCAGCCCAAGAGCCAACUAGAGACGUUUAAAGCAUGGGCUGGGAAGGACAGUGACAUUUCGUAUUACCUUAACUCCCACCAUGUUGACAUCUGUGAGAGUAUGGUUCCGGAGUACGCACCAGUUAGGGUAACUGCCUUAGCCUCGAAGGGAGCAGCUAUUGAGCUUGGCUGUGUUGAAGAAACGGAAGAUACCAUAACCCUGAUGGUUGAGUGGAGGAAGAAAGAGGAGCCUUCCAAGAUUGCGACGGGUGUAUAUACCGCAAGUUGGACUGCGCCUCAACAGGCUGGAGUUCACUCUAAUCAAUACUUCCAUUGGAUGGGGUCGAAGGGCGAGAUCAGAAUCAAUCAGGCUAAGAGAGGAUACGAUGUCACAGUUGAUGAAGGGCUCGUGUGGUACAACCCCUUUUAUAUGAGCUAUGCUCCCGACGAGGAAGGGAACUUUGGUGGCCAGCGAGGCUAUGGGUAUAUCAGCUUCGAGAAGUUUAUUGAUGCCAUCACUGCCCUAAACGGCGGACAAGUGACUCUCGACCAACUCGACCGUCGUGGAUUGCCAACCCUAAAGAACACAAUUGCAACAACGGCAAUAUUACAUGCUGGCAGAAUCUCCUUAGAUGAGCGGCGUUUUGUUGAAAUCCUGAGGGAUGGGGACAGCUGGACAUUAAAGUAG
This is a messenger RNA of Nannizzia gypsea CBS 118893, 1239 nucleotides long. RefSeq names its product D-galacturonic acid reductase. Bases 1 to 1239 code for a protein of 412 amino acids. The record is from RefSeq and is a predicted model, not a curated record. Gene Ontology annotation, cellular component: cytoplasm. Gene Ontology annotation, molecular function: oxidoreductase activity; nucleotide binding. Gene Ontology annotation, biological process: NADPH regeneration. The transcript is spliced from 5 exons. Lineage: Eukaryota; Fungi; Ascomycota; Eurotiomycetes; Onygenales; Arthrodermataceae.